Molecule: messenger RNA, 1216 nt
Organism: Amaranthus tricolor (Joseph's coat)
Lineage: Eukaryota; Viridiplantae; Streptophyta; Magnoliopsida; Caryophyllales; Amaranthaceae
Product: tRNA-specific adenosine deaminase TAD2-like
Exons: 2
Coding region: 285-842 (185 amino acids)
Biological process (GO): tRNA wobble adenosine to inosine editing
Molecular function (GO): zinc ion binding; tRNA-specific adenosine-34 deaminase activity
Source: RefSeq, a predicted model, not a curated record
GGAUGGCCUAAUCAGACUGAUCACUGAUCACUCCUCCCAUCCCAUUUGAGCACCCUUUUCUUCAACCUUUCUUAGGGUUUCAUUUUUUCAAUCAUCACUCUCAAUUCUCAAACUCUCAUCUUCCCUUACAUCUCCCUUAUUUCUCAGCCAUUCAUCCUCUUCUUCGUAAGAGACGGAAGUUAUUCUUCCCAUUUUUGUGAAAAGAAUUGUAAGUGUGAUAACAUAACUUUUGGAGUGGUUUUUGAAAUUUGCUCAUCGGAGGUCUUGAUUUGGUGUAAUUCGUGAUGGAUUUGGUUGAUUCGGGAGAUUCUUUAUAUCAUUGUUCAUUUAUGAAGCUUGCGAUACAAGAAGCGAAUCUUGCUUUGGAGAGACUAGAGGUACCAGUAGGUUGUGUUAUUGUCAAGAACGAGAAGGUCAUUGCAUCUGGGAGUAAUCGUACAAAUGAGACACGGAAUGCCACACGACAUGCUGAAAUGGUAGCUAUUGACAGUAUUCUACAGCAGUGGCAACGAGAUGGACUUUCUCAAGUAGAUAUUGCUAAGCGGUUUUCCGAGUGUGUCCUGUAUGUUACUUGUGAGCCUUGCAUAAUGUGUGCAGCUGCUUUAUCUUUUAUAGGAGUAAAGGAAGUUUACUAUGGUUGUCCUAAUGAUAAGUUUGGUGGAUGUGGUUCGAUUCUUUCCCUUCAUUCGGUCAUUUCUGAGCACUCUAACCUUGCCGAUGUAAAAGGCUUCAAAUGCACCGGAGGAAUCAUGGCAUCGGAAGCAGUUUCUCUUUUCCAAACGUUUUAUGAACGUGGGAAUCCUAAUGCACCCAACCCUCAUAGGGCCGUGGUUCAACCUUGAUGUCUCUUCAAUGUCGUUCCUAUUCUCGUGUCGUUUAUUUGUAAAUGGAGGUUUGGGUGCAUUAGUAUGAAGUAUUGAUCGAGGUAAAAGUAUGGUAGAUUUGAUCGAAGUAUUUGAUCGAAGUAAAAGUAUUGAUCGAAGUAUAAGUAUAGUAAGUAAAAGUAUGGUAGAUUUGAUACAAUGGUGAUCUUUAUGAGUAUGAAGUAUAUCUAUACAUAUUGUAUGUCAUAUGCCGAGAUACUUUGAUUAUAGAAAUUCUAUGUGCAUAAAUACUACAUUUUAUUACCCCAAUGGGUCCCAUCUAAUUGGAGUAUAGGCUUGGUCUCGGAUACACACAACCUUACUCUUGUUAGUAAUUACAAAGAGAUUGUAUA